ACACUGCAUGCUAACAGCGAUUAUGUUGUCUCUUACAUACGUCUUUCCAUCCUCACCUGCCCAGGCCGAUGUGGAUUCUUUAAAAACCCUUAGGAGAGUCCUGUUACAUUUAAAUUGCCUAUAACGCUUGUGUAAUAGACUUAUGACUGACGAUAGGUUUAAUUAAAAUACAACUGUCUUUGGGAAGCCUGGGUGGCUCAGUGGGUUAAGCGCCGGACGACUGCAGCUCGGGUGGGUCCUGAUCUCGCGGUUCCCGAGUUCCAGCCCCGCGGAACUCAGAGCCUGGAGCCUGCUUCAGAGUCCGUGUCUCCCUCGCUCUCUGCCCCUCCCCCGCUCACUGUCUCUCGGAAAGUGAAUAAACGUUGGAAAAAUUUUUAAAAAAUACAACUAUCUCUAAUGUAUUCUUAGUAAACGACGCCAGUCUGUGCUCCCGUAAGUAACUGGCGCAUGUUCCCCUUUAAAUUAGACCUUAGUGGUUUUCUUGGAAGAACCGAUUCCGCAUUUCCGAGAGAACCCCGGCUAUUUUUCUAGAACGGCUGUACGGGUGUGGAUCAGGCGCUCUCUCGUUUCCCUCCCUUUGUGCAGCAUCUAUCCUGGAGGCCACGUAAUAGCUAUCGCCCAAAGAAAACUCCGAAUCGCGGUUGCUCGCGUGUGCCACCAUGCAGCGGCAUUCGCUGCCCAGAGACCGGGAGACUUUAAACAGCAGAUCGCGGGGCCUGCGGUGGGAGAGCUGCGUGCCGGCCCCGGCGUGAUUAGGGGCCAGCACGGCGACCCGCGACUGCAGCCGGGAUUUAAGGCCACCGAUUCCUUCGCAGCCAGGCCGGGACGGCGCUCGAGAGGCCGCCAGGUCGGGAGCCUGGGCGCGCGGCAGGAAGGACGCCGGCUGCGGGCGCUGCCCGAACUGGCGACGCUCCGGGCACGCGGGCGCCCCUCCCCGCGCCCCGGCCCCGGCCCGCGCCUGCCGAGGGAGGGAGGCGGCCGCGCCGAGAAGGGGCUUUGCUAAUUGCCGAAGCAGGAAGUGAGCACGCGGAGGACGCUGCGGAGAGUCUGGGAGGAGGUGGAGGAGGAGGAGGAGGAGGGGCGCGCAGAGCCGCGGUGGUGAGCUCCGGGCGCGUCGGCACGGCAGGACCUGCCAUCCCUGCCCUCCCGCUCUCCAACCCCGUCCCCGAGGUCGCGCAGCCCCCUUGGGCGCUCGUCUGCCCCACCCCGCCCCAUGGCUUUCCCGGACGACCCUCUGCGCGCAGAUCAUAUGGCAAAGGAGCCAGUGGAAGACACGGACCCUAGCACUUUAUCCUUUAACGUGUCAGACAAAUACCCCAUUCAAGAUACAGGACUCCCUAAAGCUGAGGAAUGUGAUCCAAUUACUUUGAACGGCCCAACAAAUUCUGAUGCGCCACAUGAGGGAGAAGAAAACGGCUUUCCAGACAGUACUGGAGAACCCCUUUCAGAUAUAAGCGGAGGCGAGUCCUGCAAAGAGGACUGCACUUGUCCCGCCUGCUCGCUCCGGGCCCCCACCAUAAGUGACUUACUCAAUGAUCAGGACUUACUAGACGUCAUCAGGAUAAAGCUGGAUCCGUAUCACCCGACAGUAAAAAACUGGAGGAAUUUUGCAAGCAAAUGGGGCAUGCCCUAUGACGAACUGUGUUUCCUGGAGCAGAGGCCUCAGAGCCCCACCUUGGAGUUCUUGCUCCGGAACAGUCAGAGGCCGGUGGGCCAGCUGAUGGAGCUCUGCAGGCUCUACCACAGGGCCGACGUGGAGAAGGUCCUGCACAGGUGGGUGGAUGAGGAGUGGCCCAAGAGGGGGCGUGGAGACCACCCCAGGAACUUCUAGACCUCUCCGCUUCCCGCUGGCCUCUUUGGACGUUGAAACAGCCACAGGUUAAGGAGGAAUGUGGAUCUGUUCUUUCUUAAGGGUUUAGGAUGAGGACACAUGACAGUGGACAUUGGUUUUCCCCAAAGCUGGUGGGUUUUUUUUUUGGAGGGGUAGGUUGUGUUUUGGUGGUGGAUUUUUGUUUGUUUAGUUUUGCACAUCUGUUUUAAUUUAACAUUUGAACCUGGAAUUGGGAAAAAUACUUUGUAGACUCACAUAGGGACCAGGGCCAAAGACUACAAUCAGAAUGGACUCAUGCCAUGAUGAAAAUAAAAUUAUCCUCUCCCUUAAA
Acinonyx jubatus (cheetah) is the source of this 2162-nucleotide messenger RNA. RefSeq names its product EDAR associated via death domain (gene EDARADD). Lineage: Eukaryota; Metazoa; Chordata; Mammalia; Carnivora; Felidae. The transcript has 6 exons. Gene Ontology annotation, biological process: signal transduction. The record is from RefSeq and is a predicted model, not a curated record. Gene Ontology annotation, molecular function: protein binding. Bases 1214 to 1831 code for a protein of 205 amino acids.